CUCAGGGCGCCUAGCUUAUUGAGAAAAAAUGUUGCAAUUAAAAUUGGGAGUUCUGAGUUAUGACCGAUGAAGCAGACAUUUUGUAAUAUUAUAUUUACAAAUGUCAUUACUUUUUAAAUAAAAUUGUAAAUGUUUUGAUAGUUGAAUUUCUGACAAUACAAUUUUUACUGCAGUAUAUUUCAGUAAGUUAGAGGAUCUUACUUCCACAUGAUUGUCCAUCAUGGCGGAGGGUGGCGAGCAAAAGGAGAAAAGUGGCUCGAGUAAAGCCGAUAAAUCGAAAGAAAAUGCAAACAUCGCAGCGAGUGACAAUAGUUAUGACGAAGAACCAGAUUUUAGUGACCCAGAAGACUUCGUUGAUGAUAUCAGCGAAGAAGAAUUGAUGAGUGAUCUUCUGAGUAAGAGACCAAAAGAAGCCGAUGGGAUUGACUCUGUCAUUGUUGUUGACAAUAUACCACAGGUUGGAACAGAGAGAUUAGAAAAACUUCAGAAUGUCAUCAGAAAAAUAUUUUCUAAAUACGGCAAAAUAAUCACAGAGCACUAUCCAAAACAAGAUGGUAAAACCAAAGGAUAUAUAUUUUUGGAGUAUACCUCACCAGCCAAUGCGUCUGAUGCAGUGAAGAAUUUGAGUGGCUAUAAAUUAGAUAAACAACACACAUUUGUUGUGAACCUGUUUACUGAUUUUGAAAAGUAUGCUUCAAUUCCAGAUGAGUGGGAACCACCUCAAAAACAGCCGUAUAAAGACCAUGGUAACUUGAGGUCCUGGUUGCUUGAUACUGAUUGCAAUGAUCAGUAUAGUGUUAUAUACGAUGGUGGAGAAAGAACGACUAUAUUUAUGAAUACUGGAACCGAUCAAGUUGCCGUUGAGGAGAGAGCUCGCUGGACAGAGACGUACGUUAGAUGGUCCCCAAAGGGAACAUACCUUGCUACCUUUCAUCAGCGUGGUAUUGCAUUAUGGGGCGGAGAAAAUUUUGUUCAAAUCAUGCGUUUCAGCCAUCCUGGUGUCCAGCUUAUUGAUUUCUCUCCUUGUGAAAGAUACAUGGUAACAUUCAGUCCCCUAGUAGACAAAAAAGAAGAUCCACAGGCUAUUAUCAUAUGGGAUAUACGUACUGGUGCCAAGCGAAGAGGUUUUCACUGUGAAAAUGCAGCACAGUGGCCAAUUUUCAAAUGGAGUCACGACGGCAAAUACUUCACCAGAAUGGCAAUAGAUAGUCUUAGUGUGUAUGAAGUUCCCUCUUUUGGACUUCUUGACAAGAAAAGUAUUAAGAUUGAAGACAUUAGGGAUUUUUCUUGGUCUCCAAGUGAUUACAUGUUAGCUUAUUGGACCCCAGAAAACAGUGAUAUACCAGCAAGAGUGACAUUGUUAGAAAUACCUUCACGUAAAGAAGUCCGGGUGAAAAAUCUGUUUAAUGUAGCUGAAUGUAAAAUGCACUGGCAGAACAAGGGUGAUUUACUCUGUGUUAAAGUGGAUAGAUACACCAAGAGUAAAAAGGUCCAGUUCUGUAAUUUUGAGAUUUUCCGCAUUAGGGAAAAACAGAUUCCAGUUGAACAGGUGGAGAUUAAGGAGAGCAUCAUGGCAUUUGCGUGGGAACCUGGCGGUACCAAAUUUGCUAUUCUACAUGGAGAAAACCCCAGAAUAUCUGCCAGUUUCUACCUAGUCACUAAAGGAAAAGUGGAACUACAAAAGGUUAUGGACAAAAAGGUUGCUAAUCAUAUUUUCUGGUCUCCAAAUGGUCAAUUUAUUGUCCUUGCAGGCCUUAGAAGCAUGAGUGGUGCAUUGGAAUUCAUUGAUACCUCAGACUACACUCUUAUGAAUAGUGCUGAGCAUUUCAUGGCAACUGAUCUGAAAUGGGAUCCAACUGGACGUUAUGUAGUGUCUGGAGUCAGGUGGUGGGGACAUAAGGUUGAUAAUGCUUAUUGGGUUUGGAGUUUCCAAGGAAGACUUCUACACAAGCAAACUCUAGAUAGAUUCUGUCAGUUGUUAUGGCGACCACGUCCUCCCACUCUUCUGAGUCAGAAUAAACUAAGGGAAAUCAAAAAGAACAUGAAGUCUUAUAACAAGCAGUUCGAGUUGAAAGAUAGAAUGAGUCAAUCCAAGGCUUCUAAGGAAUUGAUUGAAAAGCGACAUCAAUUGAUGGAAGAAUUCCGAAAGUAUCGCCGAGAAGUUGAAGAUGUGUAUGAUGACAACAAAUUAAUUCGUCUUGAACUUCGCAAUGGCAUUGAUACCGAUGAAUUUGACAGCCAUGUUGAUGAAUGUGAUGAAGAAGUUAUUGAAUUCCUAGUAAAAGAAACCACUGAAAUAAUUGACGAGUGAAACAUAUACGACAAAACGCUCACCUAGACCAACUAUUUGGGAGAGGGGAGUUGGUCCAGGAACUCACUUGCGGUUUAUCCGUUAAGUUUCAAGGAAAUAAAAAAAAAAUCGUAGUUUAUAGUAUAGAUAUAUUUGAUUGCAGUUUAAGUUUAUCUUGUUCUUCUCUUUUAUUAAUUACUGUAAGUUUUAGUAAAUAAUCUCGCUUUGAUUUCAUUUAAUAGUCUUUCUUUCAAGCAUGUCACUCUUACACAGAACACUGAUAUCAUCAACAGCUGUCGCAAGUCUGGUUCAGUCUCAUUCAAUUUGUCAUCAGCAACCAAUCACAGGGUAGUGUUCAUAUCACUCUUGUUUGACUGCUGCCUGCUUGUUGGUUGACUUGCAUAUUGAGUUGGACUGUUUUCAACCUUUCCCAGCCGCUGAUAUUUUUGUGUUUUUUGUGAGUGUUUUGUACAUGUGAAUGAAAGAAACAAUUUUCAUGCAAUUAGAUAAUACCCAUAAUACAAUGCAACUAUUUUGCGUCAGUUUCCCACUGUAUCAUUGGUAAGUCAUUAUCAAUGUGACAGUUAUGGAAACCAUUUCAUGCAACCUUCACAUCUCCUGGUUAUGGUACUUAGUUUUUUAUCAAUUUAGUAAUUUACUUCUGUUCAUGGAUAUAUCUCCUGUGUUCCUGGUUAUUAUUGGGUCAUUUUUUCGGAAUUCAAACUUUUAGAAACAUUGCAUGUAAUUCAGCAUCUCCAUUACUAUGAGAUAAAACCAUACAAAUAUUACUUGAAUCAUUUUAUUCCAGCAAUAAUUCACUGCGCUGGAAACAUAUUCAUGCACAGUGUUUUAAAACAUAGUUUCACUUGACUAAUAAAAUAGCAGUGGUAGAUAGAAUAAUUAUCCUGUGUGUGAUUUGUAAUGAAUUAUGUUGAACAUCUUGUGAAUAAAAUUGAACACACAGAAUG
Saccoglossus kowalevskii is the source of this 3258-nucleotide messenger RNA. RefSeq names its product eukaryotic translation initiation factor 3 subunit B-like. The record is from RefSeq and is a predicted model, not a curated record. Gene Ontology annotation, molecular function: translation initiation factor binding; translation initiation factor activity; RNA binding. Gene Ontology annotation, cellular component: eukaryotic translation initiation factor 3 complex. NCBI's taxonomy places the organism in Eukaryota, Metazoa, Hemichordata, Enteropneusta, Harrimaniidae. Gene Ontology annotation, biological process: translational initiation.